This is a messenger RNA of Xyrauchen texanus (razorback sucker), 1865 nucleotides long. RefSeq names its product phenylalanine--tRNA ligase, mitochondrial-like. Gene Ontology annotation, biological process: phenylalanyl-tRNA aminoacylation. The record is from RefSeq and is a predicted model, not a curated record. Bases 51 to 1430 code for a protein of 459 amino acids. Gene Ontology annotation, cellular component: mitochondrion; cytoplasm. Gene Ontology annotation, molecular function: phenylalanine-tRNA ligase activity; tRNA binding; ATP binding. NCBI's taxonomy places the organism in Eukaryota, Metazoa, Chordata, Actinopteri, Cypriniformes, Catostomidae. The transcript is spliced from 7 exons.
GUCUCAUAAACAGCACGCGUGUCCAGACAGAGACUAAUGGAACAUCUACUAUGACAUUGUACCAUAGUUCCCAGACUUUUCUCCCACUACUCAAACACAUCGUGCACCAUUGGCCAACUAACUGCCAAUGGACCAAUGCCCUUGCUGUAUCCCACAGUCUCCACUCCUGGAGGGGGCUAUCCACUGAUGGCUCCACCGCUCCAUGGAUUAGACAAAGUUCUGUUGAAGUUUUAGGCCACGCCUACCUACGAGAUGACAUGACCAAUGUGACCUCUAAAAUCUUGUCCAAAGUUGGCCGCCAACUUCACAACCAGCCUCACCAUCCCUUGUGGCUUAUUAAAGAACGCAUCAAAGACCAUUUCUACCGAUCCUACGUUGGUCGCUCGGGAAACCCAAUCUUUUCAGUACAUGACAACCUCAGUCCAAUAGUGACAGUGGAACAGAACUUCGAUAGCCUGCUUAUUCCACCAGACCAUCCUAGUCGGAAAAAAGGAGAUAACUACUACCUGAACCACACACACAUGCUGCGGGCGCACACUUCAGCCCACCAGAAGGAGCUGGUGCGCUCUGGGCUGGACUGCUUCCUGCUGGCUGGAGAUGUGUACAGACGAGAUGAGAUAGACUCCAGCCACUACCCUGUCUUUCACCAGAUGGAGGGAGUACGGCUUUUCUCCAACCAUGAGCUGUUUGCCCAAGUGGAGAAUGGUGAGGAUUUGUCCCUAUUUGAGGGUGGUGGUCGUCGCACUCCUCAAAAACAGGAAACACACACGCUGGAGGCCGUCAAACUCUUGGAGUUCAAUCUGAAACGGACACUUACACGCCUCAUGCGACACCUGUUUGGGGAAGAUCUGCAGAUCCGCUGGGUGGACUGCUACUUCCCAUUCACACACCCCUCCUUUGAGAUGGAGGUGCACUUCCAGGGAGACUGGUUGGAGGUGCUGGGCUGUGGGGUGAUGGAGCAAGAACUAGUGAACUCAGCUGGUGCUUGUAACAAAAUGGGAUGGGCUUUUGGUCUCGGGCUGGAGAGGAUGGCCAUGGUUCUGUUCGGCAUCCCAGAUAUUCGACUUUUUUGGAGCAAGGACGAACGCUUCCUGAAGCAGUUUUGCUUGUCUGACAUCUAUAAGCCUGUCACUUUUCAGCCUCUCAGUAAGUAUCCUCUGCUCUUCAAUGACAUCUCUUUUUGGCUGCCAUCUGAAGGCUAUACGGAGAACGACUUCUACGACCUGGUCCGAAGCAUUGGAGAAGAUCUUGUGGAGAAGGUCACGCUGGUGGACAACUUCACACAUCCAAAGACAAAGAGAGUGAGCCAUUGUUACCGAGUUGUAUACCGUCACAUGGAGAGGACGCUGACCCAGGACGAAGUGAGCGUUAUUCAUGGAGCCAUUCAGCAGGCGGCUGUAAAAGAGCUUGGAGUGGAGGGAAGAUACUAAGACUGCACAGGAACCAACAUCACGUCUCUCAGAUAUAUUUACUUGGUAAAUGAUGGUGAUCUUUUAGAGACUUUCACCUUCUCAUGAUUCACAGAUAUAGUCUCACCUCUAUGAGAUUAAUAAAAUGUGUCAACUUUUUAAUAGCAGUAAAAACUGUUCUGUGGGGGGUUGCGCUUUAAAUGUAAUACAAAUGUCAAAGAGGCCUUCUACAAACCCGCCGCAGAGUCUGAUGAGAAGCUGGAAACAUAGCCAGUACAGCUCUUAUUUAUACAUUUGUAUUUCCUUAGAAGAUGUGAGGUAGCAUAUAAUGAGCUGCUGCACUGAAAUGAGUAAGAUAAUGCAACGCUUCCUUAGUCACUCCACAGUAAUAUUGUAAACAGGAAGGUAACAGGUCCUCUGUUGUAUUGUUUGUGGGACAAAAAUAAACUGAAUGCU